Messenger RNA from Myotis lucifugus (little brown bat), 6000 nucleotides. RefSeq names its product armadillo repeat containing, X-linked 4 (gene ARMCX4). Lineage: Eukaryota; Metazoa; Chordata; Mammalia; Chiroptera; Vespertilionidae. The record is from RefSeq and is a predicted model, not a curated record.
AUGGGUCGCAUUCAGGAAGUAGGCUGGGUGACUGCAGGACUGGUGAUCUGGGCUGGUACCUGCUAUUACAUUUAUAGAUUAACCACAGGAAGAGCCCAGAGUAUGAGGAGACUUGCCAGCAAUGGGUCUAGAGUCAAGAUGGAAACUGUGGCUGGUGUACAGACCCAGACCUUGGCUACGAGUGAAGCCAUGGAUGGGACAGAGAUUGAGACUAGAUCCAAGGUCAAGACUGGAGCAGAAACUGGAACAGGAGGUGGGGCUGGGGCUGAUAUAGAGAUGGAGGCCACUGCUAGAGGCAGACCCAAAGCCAACUCUCAGGCCAAGGCAAUGGUUGGGGCAGAGGCAGAGGUCCAAUCUGAGGUCAAAACAAUGGCUAUGACAGAGGCAGUGACUCUGGCUGAAACCAAAGUCAAAGCCAAGGAAAUGGCCAUGAAAGAGGCAGUGACUCAAACUGACUCUGAGGCUGAGAGAGUAGUCAAGAAAGAAGCAGUGACCCAGACCAAAGCUAAAGCUUGUGGACUAUUUGCCAGGGCAGAGGCCAAGAAAGAAGCAAUGACCCAGACCAAAGUGGAAGCUCAUAUAUUUGCUGAAAAAGAGACAGAGAUGAACAGAGUACUGGUGACACAGAAUGAGGCCUUGGCAAUAACCAGGGAAGUAGCCAAGAUGAAUGCCAUAAACAAGACUGGAAUUGUGGCUGAGACCAAAGCAAGAGCCCUGGAAGAGACUAUGAAUGUGGCCAAGACUCAGUCUGAGGCAAGGUGUGGUACCACAGUUGAUGCUAAGGGAAAUCUUAAUACCAUGUCUAGGGCAGGAGCUGGAAUGGAUAUAAGGUCUUAUGCACCAUCUCAGGCUGUGGCCAAGAUCCAGGUUGAUGAGAUGCCUUGUGCUGGGCUUGAAGACAAGGGAAAUUGCAAAAUUAUGUAUCAAGCAGAGUCUGGGGAAGACAUGAAGACUUCUGCCCAAUCUCAGAUUAUAACCAAGGUUCAGGCUGAGACCAUGACUGGGGUAAGGGUUGAUGCUGGGGGUAAUACCAAUGCCAUGUACAAGGCAGGAACAGAGAUAGAUAUGAGAGCUUCUACACAACAUCAGACUAUGACCAAGAAACAGGUUGAGGCAAUGUCUGAUGCCAGGGUUGAUGAAAGGGGAAAUACCAAUGUCACAACUAGGGCAGUGACUGGAGCUCACAUGGAGACUGUUUCUCAGCCUAAGACUAUGCCUGAUGCCAGGGUUAAGGAUAGAGACAAUUCUAAUGCCAUGUCUAAAAUGGGGGCCAAGGCAAACCUGAAGGUCAAUUCUCAGGUUGAGGCUUUGCCUGAUUCCAGAGUUCAGACCAGGGGUAAUCCCAAUGCCAUUUCUAAGUUAGGGGUUGGAACAGAUAUGUUGUCCUGUAUACAACCUCAAUCUGUGGCCAGUGUCCCAGGAGAUGCCUUGCCUGAUGGUAAGAUUAAUGCUAAAGGCAAUGCCAACACAAUGUCUAAGGAAGGGGCUGGGACAGACACAAAGGCACAGUCUCAGGCUUUUGCCACAAGCCAGGCUGAAGCCUUACCUAGUACUAGAACUAAGGCUAGGGGCAAAGCCAAAGGCAAAAGAAAGGCCAGGGUCAGGACAGACACGAAAACCUAUGCACAGCCUCAGGGUGGGGCCAAGUCCCAAGCUGAUGACAGAGGAGACCCUGAUGCCAUUUCUAUGGCAGGGGCUAAGGCAGAAAUGAGGCCCUGUGGUCAGCCUCAGGUUGUGUCAAAUUCUCAAGGUGAAGCCUUGCCCGGUGCCAGGAAUAAGGUCAGAGGCAAACCCAAUGUUGUGUCUAAGGCAGGAGCUGAACCAGAUAAAACAGACUCUGUUCAGCACCAGGCUGUAGUGAGUUCCCUGGGUGAGGCCUUAUCUAGUACUAAGAAUAAGAUCAAGGGCAAUUCCAAUGCUGUGUCUGUAACAGGGGCUGUGCCAGAUGCAAAGGGCCCUGCCCCACCCCUGGGUAUGGCCAUUUCUCAGGGUGAGGCCUUGCCUGGUGACAAGAAUAAGGUCAAGGGCAAUGCUAAUGCUGCAUCUAAGGCAGGAGGUGGGCCAGAUACAACUGGCUCUGACCAGUUCCAGACUAUGACUAAUUCUCAGGGUGAGGUCUUACCUGGUACUAAGAAUAAGGUCAGGGAUAAUCCCAAUGCUGUGUCUAAGGCAGGGGCUGGGCCAAAUACAACGGGCUCUGACCAGCUCCAGACUAUGACUAAUUCUCAGGGUGAGGUCUUACCUGAUACUAAGAAUAAGGUCAAGGAUAAUCCCAAUACUGUGUCUAAGGCAGAGGACCAAACAGAUGCAACAGGCUCUGUCCAGCCCCAGGCUGUGUUUAAUUCCCAAGGUGAAUCCUUACCUGUUACUAGGAAUAAGGUCAAGGGCAAUGCCAAUGCUGCAUCUAAGGCAGGGGCUGGGCCAGAUGCAAUGGACUCUGUCCAGCCCCAAGCUGUGACCAAUUCACAGGGUGAGGCCCUGUGUGUUACUAAGAAUAAGGUCAGGGAUAAUCCCAAUACUGAGUCUAAAGCAGAGGCCAGAGCAGAUGCAACCAGCUCUGCCCAGCCCCAGGUUGUAUCUAAUUCCCAAGGUGAGUUAUUGCCUGGUACCACGAAUGAAGUCAAGGGCAAUCCUAGUGCUGUGUCUAAGGCAGGGCCUGGGCCAGAUGCAAUGGGCUCUGUCCAGCCCCAAGCUGUGGCUAAUUCUUGGGGUGAGGCCUUGCCUGGUGCCAAGAAUAAGGUCAAGGGCAAUGCCAAUGCUGCAUCUAAGGCAGGAGGUGGGCCAGAUACAACUAGCCCUGACCAGCUCCAGACUAUGACUAAUUCUCAGGGUGAGGUCUUACCUGAUACUAAGAAUAAGGUCAAGGAUAAUCCCAAUACUGUGUCUAAGGCAGAGGACCAAACAGAUGCAACAGGCUCUGUCCAGCCCCAGGCUGUGUUUAAUUCCCAAGGUGAAUCCUUACCUGUUACUAGGAAUAAGGUCAAGGGCAAUGCCAAUGCUGCAUCUAAGGCAGGGGCUGGGCCAGAUGCAAUGGACUCUGUCCAGCCCCAAGCUGUGACCAAUUCACAGGGUGAGAUGUUGCUUGGUGCAAAGGACAAAGCUAUACCCAAAUCUAAGACAGAAACCACAGAAGAAGGUGCUGUCUAUAAAAAUCCCAAGCCUAAGGCCAUGCUCACUUCUGACAGUGAAGGUGGGACAGGUACUCUGGCCUGUGGAAAGACACAGCCUAAAGUCCAUGACUAUUAUUGGAAUGAAAUUGGUAUUGAAGAUUGGAUUGCCUCUGAGCGAUGGAUCAAAUUUAGGUUUCAGGCCAAGGACGGAUACUGGGAGAAUAGCAUGUCUUGGGUUGAUGAUGAGAAUGAAGCCAGUAUUGAGUCCUGGAGCAGGGCUAGUGAUAAGUCUGGUAUUAGGUCCUGGGCUGGGGCUUGUGAUGAGGCUGGCAUUAAGUCCUGGCCUUGGGCUAGGGAUGAGAAUAAGGUUGGUAUUGAAUCCUGGGAUAGAUCUGAGGACCAGGCCAGUGGGGAUCUCUGGACUAGGAACAAGGCCAUUAGAAGGUCCCGGACUGGGGCUGAGAACCAGGUCAGCGGAGGGUCUUGGGUUGGCACUAAGGACAAGGUUAUUGGGGAACCCUGGACUGGAGAUCAGAUUAGUGAGGGUUCCCAGGCUGGGGGCCAAGCCAGUGAGGUGUCCUGGGUUGGGGAAGAGGCAAUUGGAGGGUCCUGGACAGUGGCUGAGAACAAGGCCAAUGGAGGGUCCUGGCCUGGAGUUCAAAAGCAGGCUAGUGGAAGGUCCCUGGAUGGGGAUAGGAUUCAGGCAAAUGGAGGUUCCUGGACUGAGACUAGGGCUAGAAAUGUGGCUAGUAUUGGCGACUGGGCUGGCACUGUGGACAAGGCUAUUGGAGAGUCCUGGGUUGGGACUGGCGAUCCACUUGGUGGUAGAUCCAAGCCUGAUAAUCAGGCUAGUGAAAAUAUAUCCUGGGCUGAGGCUGGUGACCAGGGCAGUGGAAGGUCUAGGUUGGGGUCUGAGGACCAGUCCAGUGAAAGACCCUGGGCUGACACUGCAGAUCAAGCCAGUGGAGUGUCCACGCUGGGGCCUGUGGACCAGUCCAGGAGUGGGUCCUGGGCUACGACUGGGGAACAGGCUGAUGGAGGGUCUAGGCCAGGGCUUGUGGACCAGUCCAAUGUUCAGUCCUGGGCUGGCACUGGAAAGGAAGCUAGUGGAAGGUCCUGGGUUGGGGCUGGAGAUCAGGCAGGUAGCUGUUCCAAACCUGAAUUUGAGGGUCAGGCCAGUGGAGGAGGCUUCCGAGCUGGCACUAGGAAUCAAGCUGGUAGAAAAUCCUGGGCUGGGUCUAGUCUGGGACCUGAAAGUCAGACAAGUGGGGGGUCCUGGGCUAGGACUAGGGACCAGGCCAGUGGAAGGUCCCAGGUCAGUGCUGGGGUGGAGGACAAUGAAGGAUACUGGCUUGGGGCUGGGAUUGAAGCUAGUACAGGAUCCUGGUUUUGGAGAGGGGAAGAGGCUGGUAUUGUGUCCAGAUCUGGAUAUAAAAAUGAACCCAGUAUUGAAUCCAGAUCAGUGACUGAGGAAGAGAUUAUCAUUAGUUCCAUAUUUGAGGAUGAGGACAAGGCCAGUAUUGGGUCCUGGAGUAGAUCUGAAGAGGAGGCCUUUAUGGAUUCCUUUGUGGGGGCUGAGGCCAGGAAAGAGUCUUGGCUCUGGGAUGAAGAUACAACCACUUCAGGGUCUAGGCUUGGGGCUGGGGAAGGGCCUGGCAUGAGGUCCUGGACUUUGGCUGAGGAUAUAGAUGAAGAUGAACUAAGUAGAGCGUCUAGCCCUGAUAUUGAGGAGAUCAGUUUAAGAUCCUUGUUUUGGACUGAGAGUGAGAACAAUGAGUGCAUAUCCAAGAGUGAGAAAAAUGUCAGUUUUGAGUGUGGGGCUGGAGACAAGGAUAAGCUUGAGGCUGCUGGUGGAGUUGAUAUAAGGUCUUGGUUCAGGGAUAGUAAUGAAAACAGAAGUGGAAACAAAUCUGCACCUAAGACUAAAAAAUCAUCUGAGUCUAGAGGCACAUAUCCGUCCAUGGUUCCUGGGGCAGGAAUGGGAUCAUGGGCAGAAACCAUGAUCUGGACGGAAAUGAAAUAUCCAUACCAAAAUGAACCCUGCUUACUACCUGAAGAUGGCCUCAGAAAGCAGAUCAGGUCCGGGGCGAAAGCUCAGCCCUGGCCUUUCCACUGUAAACACAAAACUAACAUGGAUCCACGAGAGCUUGAAAAACUCAUUUGCAUGAUUGAGAUGACUGAAGAACCUUCUAUUCAUGAAAUAGCCAAUAAUGCUCUAUUUAACAGUCCCGAUUAUCCGUUUUCCCAUGAAGUCAUUCAUAAAGCGGGUGGAAUCUCAAUUAUUGAAAUUUUGCUCAAUAAUCCCCACCCCAGUGUUAGGCAGAAGGCUUUAAAUGCACUAAAUAACAUCUCGGUGGCUGCUGAAGAUCAUAGGAAGGUUAAAACAUACUUAAAUCAAGUAUGUGAAGAUACCGUCACCUAUCCCUUGAUCAAUGUGCAGCUGGCUGGACUAAGAUUGAUAAGGCACCUGACUAUAAUUAGUGAAUAUCAGCAUAUGGUUACAAAUUAUAUUUCAGAAUUUCUUCGUUUGUUAACUGUGGGAGGUAGAGAAACGAAAGAACAUAUUUUGGGUAUGCUUUUGAAUUUCUCUAAAAAUCCAUCUAUGACAAAAGAUUUGCUCAUAGCCAGUGCACCAACAUCAAUAAUUAAUAUUUUUAGCAAGAAAGAGGCAAAAGAGAAUAUUAUUAAUGCUCUUUUACUAUUUGAAAAUAUAAAUGACCAUUUUAAAAGAAGAGCAAGAGUAUUUACCCAGGACAGUUUCAGUAAAAAUUCCCUUUACUUUGUAUUCCAACGACCUAAAGCAUGUGCCAAGAAACUUCGAGUCUUAGCAGCAGAAUACAAAGACCCUGAGGUCAAAAAAAGAGUUGAGUUAUUAUUAAGUAAACUUUAA